GUUUUGUUGUCACUGGUUCUACGAGUGACAUUACUUGUUCAAAACACUACUUGUUAUAAUGGAGAUCCCAAAAGGUUCACUGGCAUUGUUGGGAGACAAUGAUCGACCCUUAGCCCAUUUCCCAAAAAACAUCUGGGAAAAUCCCUUGACGUUAUUCUCGAUUUCACAAAAGGAAAGUGACACAAACAAAAACAAGUUGCGUUCGAUAAUGGAAAUAGUGAAACAAAUGUUGGCUACUUCAGAGGCUGAUUCGUUAGAAUACAUCAAGCUAGUUGAUAAUCUUUGUCGCCUUGGUGUAUCGUAUCACUUUGAAGGAGACAUAGAAGCUCGGUUGGAGAAGUUGUUUGGUUGUGAUGGCUUUAAUCAGAUGAUAAGAGAGAAAGACUGCGAUUUAUAUACUAUUGGGAUUAUCUUCCAAGUUUUCAGGCAGCACGGCUUUAAACUUCUCCCAGAUGUGUUUGACAACUUUAAGAACAGCGAGGGAAAGUUCAAGGAAGAUCUUGCUGUGGAUGCAAAGGGUAUAUUAAGCUUAUAUGAAGCUGCCCACUGGAGCACCCACGGCGAAGAAGUUCUAGACGAAGCUCUUGUUUUCUCAAAGUCUCAUUUGGAAAAACUUUCUUCUCGAUCAACCCCACAUCUCGCAAUACGCAUCAAAAACGCCUUGAAACACCCAUAUCCUCGAGGCAUCUCAAGGAUAGAAACGAGGCAGUAUAUCUCAUACUACGAAGAAGAUGAUUCGAGUGAUAAGACACUGCUCGAAUUCGCUAAGUUGGAUUUUAAUAUAUUGCAAGUGCAAUACCGUGAAGAGAUUAUUCAUGUUUUCAGGUGGUACAAGGCUCUCGAGCUGGACAAAAAAUUACCAUUUUCAAGGAAUAGGACAGUUGAGAGCUAUUUAUGGGCACUUGGAACAUACUUUCAGCCGAAAUAUUCACGAGCACGAAUAUUAUUGGCUACUAUUGUAAUCAUAUUGACGAUACUUGAUGACAUAUACGAUGCUUAUGGCACCCUCGAGGAGCUUGAAAUAUUCACAAAUGCUAUAUGUAGCCCACAUCCUACUUCUCUAGAGGGGCUCCCAGAUAGCAUUAAGUACUUUCAUCAUAUCGCAAUGGAAUUCUUUGACAAACUUGAGAAGGAUAUGGCUACGGAAGGAAGGGCAGGGUGUGGCCACUAUGCCAAAAACGCAUAUAAGGUAACUGCAAUAGGUUACAUGCAAGAAGUAAGAUGGGUGAACAAGGGGUACGUGCCCACAUUCGACGAGUACAAAAAAAAUGGAGUUUAUUUUUGGAGUUACUUAGAAAUGGCAACAGGAGCCUUUUUGGGAAUGGAAGAUGAAGCCAACGUUGAUGCGUUUGAAUGGCUUACCACGCCCCCUAAACUUCUUGUGAGUGCAGCUCUAAUUGGCAGACUUUAUAAUGACAUUGCAAGCUACCAGUUUGAACAUAAACGAAAGCAUGUUGGGACUUCCAUUGACUGUUAUAUGAAGCAAUAUGGUGUUUCGUGGGAAGAAGCUUUGGAGGAAAUAAAACGUAUGGGUUCAGAUUCAUGGAAGGAUCUGAACCAAGAACUCAUGUCGAGGCCUUACCCUUUUUCUUUUCCAUUGGUAAUGCCAUUUCUAAACCUCUCGAGGGUUAUCGAAGUUUACUACAAGGACGAAGACAUUUUCACCCACUCUGAGUUGUUGAAGGAUUAUGUUGUUUCUUUGUUCAUUGACAACAUACCUAUAUGAGAGGUCGUUGGUGGUUGCAAUAACUUUCUAGCAAUUAUCUAUGUUUCUUUUCCUUAAUUUAGUUUCUUGGUUUGAACAUUUCUACACUAUUGUGAUUUGUUGUGCGUUUACAGUAGUCUAUUUAAGAUAUCGUCUUUGACAAUCAGUUGCGUCAUGAUUCCUCCUCUUGUUUUAUUUUGAUACAAGACAUAUAUACUAGUUUUCAGUUUUGGAAAUUAUUUAUAUCUAAUUGUUGGAUUUCC
This is a messenger RNA of Eruca vesicaria subsp. sativa (arugula), 1968 nucleotides long. The record is from the annotation of a GenBank genome assembly. NCBI's taxonomy places the organism in Eukaryota, Viridiplantae, Streptophyta, Magnoliopsida, Brassicales, Brassicaceae.